AUGUCGAGAAGAUUACAGCUCUCAGAACUUGAUGACGCUGAUUUACCUUCUACCGUACCGGCUGUGCAUGUCGGUUCACGCGGGUCAGUUUCUAUCGGGUCUUCCCAGCUCAGAACCGGGGGUAUCCCGGAACAAUGUAAUGGGCUUUCCAUCGAUGACUUUACGGUCAGCUGGAAAGACGAUACUGGCAAAUCUUGGACAGCACAAUUGACCGAAAUCGAGGAAUUGCGAAACAGGGUCGGAGCCAAAGCUGCAAAUGGCGACUCUGCUACCAGAUCUACGCCUUUGGAUUCCUCAAUCCCAGCGGUUCCAUCUUCACCAUCACUGUCUCGCACAUUGCAACCAAGUUCACCAAGGGAGUCAAGGGAGCCAAUGGUAUCAAUGGAGUCGAGAGAAUCACGAGUGCAGAGACCGCUAAGAGAGCAAAUAUCAGCAAUUGAAACAAGUCGACCAGCCAGUCCAGCUCACUCGCAGCGAAGCAGUCGGCCGGCCCAGACAUUUACGGAAGCUCAAGCUGCGAUGUUUUUCAACCUUGGGCCCUGGCCUCCAACCUCUAGUCGAGCCGAUAUCGUUAUUGAGGGCGCUGUCUCUAAGGGCAAUGAACGGCAAAUUAACGAUGGUAGCACUGUAAAUCAAACCAAGGAUACGCUUUCAGAGAUUGUACCCGGGAAUAACAGUGUUGGACCUGAUUCUCAAAUGGAUGGUUUCGUUUUCGUUAAGGGGCAUAAGGAAGAAUCAGAAGAUGAAGCUUGGGACAUAGUUUAG
Molecule: messenger RNA, 765 nt
Organism: Kwoniella shivajii
Lineage: Eukaryota; Fungi; Basidiomycota; Tremellomycetes; Tremellales; Cryptococcaceae
Exons: 3
Coding region: 1-765 (254 amino acids)
Source: RefSeq, a predicted model, not a curated record